Solanum stenotomum is the source of this 2277-nucleotide messenger RNA. Its product is annotated as pentatricopeptide repeat-containing protein At2g01390. The transcript is spliced from 3 exons. Lineage: Eukaryota; Viridiplantae; Streptophyta; Magnoliopsida; Solanales; Solanaceae. The coding region runs from base 77 to 1897 and encodes 606 amino acids. The record is from RefSeq and is a predicted model, not a curated record. Gene Ontology annotation, molecular function: protein binding.
AUGGAAUCCUAUGAAUCAAAGCAGUGCUCAAGUUGCAGGUUAGAAUGCUUUAGUUGAACUUGUAGUCUGGAGUCACAUGAGUCGAAGUUCACUCCCUCAAGUUACCAACUGGACCAGAACUAUGUUUGCUACUCGCGGUGCUCAUCGAUUCUCCAAAAAGCUUCAGCCUUUUCAGGGGUUUCCUCUCGAGAGCUGUUGUUAUUUUAGCAGAACUAUAAUUAACCAUGUACAUUCCUUUACGCAAUCCAAACAGAUGAGACCUGUACGACGAGUUAAUCGACUGCCGAGCAAGUCUACCAAAUCUGUUCCGGAGCAAGACAUAGAUCUCCCUAAAGUUUUCAUGAGGGAUACAGUUACAAGAAUAUCACAUAUACUGAGAUUUUCAACUUGGGAUUCUGCUCAAGAGCAGUUGAUGGAACUUCCCAUAAAAUGGGAUUCCUACACAGUCAAUCAAGUUCUCAAGACCCAUCCUCCUAUGGAAAAAGCCUGGUUGUUUUUCAGUUGGGCCUCUAAAUUGAAAGGCUUUAAGCAUGACCAGUUUACCUACACGACUAUGUUGGAUAUAUUUGGGGAAGCUGGGAGGAUUUCAUCCAUGAACUAUAUCUUUCAGCAGAUGCAAGACAAAGGAAUCAAGAUAGAUGCAGUGACGUAUACAUCCCUUCUUCACUGGCUUUCCGACCAUGGGGACAUUAAUGAGUCAAUUAAAUUGUGGCAGGAUAUGAAAGAUAAAGGAUGUGUUCCUAAUGUUGUUUGCUACACUGCAUACAUGAAAGGUUUGUUUGAUCAUAAUCGAGUUAAGGAAGGAGCCAAGAUAUACAAGGAGAUGCUUCAAUCUGGUUGCUCUCCCAACUGCCACACAUACACUGUCCUUAUGGAGCAUCUUGCUAGUUCUGGAAAAUUUGAUGGAGUUCUCGAGAUUUUCAGUAAAAUGCAAGAUGCAGGGAUCCAACCAGAUAAAGCUACAUGCAACAUCUUAGUGGGAAAAUGCUGCAAAGCUGGGGAAACACAAGCACUGAUGAAAAUUCUUCACUACAUGAAGGAGAAUUUUCUUGUUCUGCGUUAUUCUGUCUAUCAAGAGGCUUUCCACACGUUGAAGAUGGCUGGGGUGAGUGAUCGGCUACUUAGGGAUGUGAACCGUCAUUUGUCCUUACAAAAUUUCAACCAAGAUCAGAUUGAUGAAUCAGAUGGGAUUUCUGAAAGUAGUUGCUUUACUUUGGACAAUAGGAUGAUUUUGUACUUGUUGAAUAAAAAAAGUCUUCUUGCUGUUGAUUACCUACUAGAUAGCUUGAUGAAUAAGCGCCUCAAAUUGGAUCCUAGAAUAGUUUCAACUGUAGUUGAGGUAAACUGUAGUUGUGGUAGAGUAAAUGGUGCCUUUUUGGCCUUUGAAGUCAGUGUGAAAUUGGGCAUAACCAUUGAAAGAAUUACGUAUCUCACCAUGGUGGGAGAACUUAUUAGAACAAAUUCCUUUUCAAGGGUUGUGGACAUUGUUGAAGCAAUGGUUGGGGCAGGCCUGUCAUUAGGGUCAGAACUAACUGCUCUUCUGAUUCAUCGGCUUGGCUGCGCUAGAGAGCUUGCUUCUGCUGAAAAGUUAUUUAGCAUCUUACCUGAUCAGCAGAAGAGUAUUGCUGUAUAUACAGCUUUAAUAAAUACCUACUUCACCUUUGGGAAUGCUGAUAAAGGGCUUGAAAUAUUCGAAACCAUGAGAAAGCAAGGGAUAAAUCUGGCAUUAAGUACUUACUGUGUCCUAUUGAAUGGUCUUGAAAGAAAUGGCUUAUUUGAUAAACUACAAUCUUAUAGGAAAGAAAAGAAGAGAUUUGAAUCUGAAAGCUGCAGUAGGGAGAUGUCAAUGGAGGAAACAGUCUGCGAUCUUCUUUUUGCUGGAAAUUUUGACAGUUGAGAUGCUAGAUAUGGAUAUAUGGACUCUUUUCAUGAUUGAUUGGAGUAUUUGGAGUACAAAUUAGCUGUUGGUACGUUGCUUGUGCUGUCUAUUGUGUGUUCAAAUUUACAGAAAUGGGGUAUGCUUAGUAUGGAAUCCCGCAUACUGAAACAGAAUGCGGGAUAGGUAAUCUCGUAUGGAUCAUAUUAAAAUGUUCUCUCUUUGACAAGUUUAGCUUAUCUUUAGAAGCUGUAGCAGCUGGAAUGAUUGGUCAAAUGGGGCUUGACAGCUUGAUUAUUCUCAUGCAACAUUAUGGCCUUAAAGAGUAAGAGCUUUGAUCUUUGGUGCUAUUUGGGUACUUUUUGGGAAGCGCGUAUGGUUUUUCCCCAACAUUCUGGCCG